GAAGCUUGGUGAGAGCAAGGGGGAGAGAUGCUGUCAAACCACAUUUUUGACCUUUUGCUGCUUAAUUUUGUCCCCAGGGCCUCCCUAGCUACGGAGUGCGCCAGUAUCAUGGAAAAGCUUUUCUUGCCUCUUCUGAUGCUUGGCACCAUGGCAAAAGCUCAGCACUGCCCUGGCCGCUGCAUCUGCCAGAACAUCUCCCCAACGUUGACCAUGCUGUGUGCCAAGACGGGCCUCCUGUUCGUGCCACCAACCAUUGACCGGCGCACGGUGGAGCUGCGCCUGACGGACAACUUCAUCACCGUCAUCCGCCGGAAGGACUUCUCCAACAUGACCAACUUGGUGCACCUCACCCUCUCCCGGAACACCAUCAGCCAGAUCCUGCCCUACGCCUUCGCCGACCUGCGUGCCUUACGGGCUUUGCACAUGAACAGCAAUCGUUUGGCAGUCCUGAAGAAUGAGCACUUCCGAGGACUGGGCAACCUCCGGCACCUCAUCCUGGGGAACAAUCAGAUCAGCCUCAUUGAGUCUUCGUGUUUUGAUGAGUUCCUCUCCACCGUGGAAGACCUGGACCUCUCCUAUAACAACUUGGAGGCCUUGCCAUGGGAGGCCAUUGGCCAGAUGGUGAGUCUCAACACUCUUACUCUGGACCACAACCUCAUUGACCAUAUUGCUGAGGGCACUUUCUCCCAGCUCCAGAAGCUGGUACGGUUGGACAUGACAUCUAACCGGCUGCAGAAGCUGCCCCCGGACAACCUCUUCUUGAGGGCUCAAGUGUUGGCCAAUGUCCAUGGGACACACCCUUCCACCCUGACCAUCAGCUUUGGGGGCAACCCACUGCACUGCAACUGUGAGCUUCUCUGGCUGCGGAGACUCACGCGGGAGGAUGACCUGGAGACCUGUGCCUCCCCAGAACAUUUGAUGGAUAAGUAUUUUUGGUCGAUCCCCGAAGAGGAGUUCAUCUGUGAACCUCCACUCAUCACCCGCCAAUAUUCCAGCAAGGCGUUCAUCAUGGAAGGCCAAGGCGUGAGCCUCAAAUGCAAAGCAGUGGGUGACCCAGAACCUUCCAUCCACUGGAUUGCGCCUGACGGCAAGCUAAUCCACAACACCACCCGCGCAACCAUCUACGACAACGGCACGCUGGACAUCCUCAUUACUACCUUAAAGGACAACGGGGUCUUCACCUGCAUCGCCUCCAAUGCGGCAGGAGAGGCCACCGCCCCUGUCGAAAUCUGUAUUGUACCUCUGCCCUUGCUGGUUAACCAUACUGGCCACGUGAAGGAGCCUGACCCUGGCUCAUCCGACAUCACCACCUCUGCCAAAUCGGGCGCCAACGAAACCAAGAAUCACCAGGACAGGAAGAUUAUAGCCACUGACCUGACAUCUACUUCGGUGGUCAUCCACUGGCCCUCGGAACGGCACAUCCCUGGCAUUCGUAUGUACCAGAUCCAGUAUAACAGCUCCUUGGAUGACUCUCUGGUCUACAGGAUGAUUCCCUCGUCCAGCAAGACCUUCUUGGUGAACGACUUGGCAGCAGGCCGGGAGUAUGACCUGUGUGUCUUGGCAGUGUAUGACGAUGGCGUGACGUCCCUCACAGCGACCCGGGUGGUGGGUUGCGUGCAAUUCACCACUGAGGGGGAGGGCGCCCAGUGCCACUCGCUCCACACCCAGUUCCUGGGGGGCACCAUGAUCAUCAUCAUCGGGGGCAUCAUCGUGGCCUCGGUGCUGGUCUUCAUCAUCAUCCUCAUGAUCCGAUACAAGGUGUACAGCGGCCAGGAGGAGCAGAAGAAAGCCAAGGUCAGCAACGUCUACUCCCAGACCAACGGGGGCCAUCCGCCCACCGCGACCGCGUUGCCCCCCUCGGCCUUCAAAGCCGGGGAGGACAGGUAUGAAACUCUCCAAGAGAUCACUUCCAAGGGCCCCAGGCCCAGUGGGGAAACCAAGUUCGACGCCCCCCACGGGCAAGACAUCCCCUUGACUGAGCCGGAUAAAAGGGCAACUCGGAUGUCCACUGACCUCCAAACAGUGGCUGUCUUGACUUCUGACGAAGGGCAGACGGAGGUCAGGAGGGCCGGCUCGUUGGUCUCCCUGUGCCUCCUCGAGGACCCUGGGGGGACCCCCCAGCUCCGGGCCAAGUCAGGCAGCAGCGAGUCGGGGGCUUUCCCUCGUGAACUGUCCAGGACUCACCACCACCGCCAUUCCUUCGACGGGGAUUACUCGCUCUUCCAGAGUUACAGCUAUCCCCGCCGCACACGGACAAAAAGGCACAUGUCCAGUUCCCAGUUGAACUCGGAGGAGCAUCCCUUGAGCCACAGACGGGUCACUUUUAACAGCACGGAGUGGAUGCUUGAAAGCACAGUCUGAGGGGGUGGAACAGGGGCUGCCAGACGCACAAGUUUGGGGCACAGCAACCAGG
Molecule: messenger RNA, 2413 nt
Organism: Candoia aspera
Lineage: Eukaryota; Metazoa; Chordata; Lepidosauria; Squamata; Candoiidae
Gene: LRFN1
Product: leucine rich repeat and fibronectin type III domain containing 1
Exons: 2
Coding region: 28-2361 (777 amino acids)
Molecular function (GO): protein binding
Source: RefSeq, a predicted model, not a curated record